GGAAAAGAAGGAACCUACCCUACGCAAAACCUGAAAAAUUUAUAAAAAUCUUCCUAAUUUUCAUAAUAAUAAUUUAAAAUGAAUUCAAACUUAUUUAAUUUUAGUAAAUUCGUCUUUAAGAAUCAAUUCGUGCCAGGGUUUGGUUUUCAGCAAGUCAGGAAUAAAUGGGCUAAUUGGAUGAUGAUUCGCGACGUGAAGAGGAGACGCAUGAGUGCCGAGCAUUUCCUGGAGCGAACUAGAAUUAACGCCAUGAGAAGGAAUAAUGUGCUGCCAGUAGAAAUAAGAGAGAUAGCCGAUAAAGAAAUCAACAAAUUUGAAAUGAAUGCUAUACCGUUGAGAAUUAAUAACAGAUGUGCAAUUACAUCGAGGCCUCGUGGAAUAGUCAAAGAAUGGAGACUUAGCCGGAUCGUAUGGAGACAUUUGGCAGAUUACAACAAACUAUCUGGAGUGCAGAGAGCUAUGUGGGGAUAACUGAAUUAUCACCUUUUUGUUUCUUGAGAGUUUAUGCAUUCACUAAUGGUUUUGACUGGCUUAAAUUAACCAUUGAAC
Messenger RNA from Aricia agestis (brown argus), 549 nucleotides. It is a transcript of the gene mRpS14, whose product is annotated as 28S ribosomal protein S14, mitochondrial. Gene Ontology annotation, cellular component: ribosome; mitochondrial small ribosomal subunit. The transcript is spliced from 3 exons. The coding region runs from base 79 to 471 and encodes 130 amino acids. Gene Ontology annotation, molecular function: structural constituent of ribosome. Gene Ontology annotation, biological process: translation. The record is from RefSeq and is a predicted model, not a curated record. NCBI's taxonomy places the organism in Eukaryota, Metazoa, Arthropoda, Insecta, Lepidoptera, Lycaenidae.